GAGAGUAGGUCAAAUUGCAAAGCAUUCUGGGAUCAUUAUCGAACAGUCCGCUGUUCAACAUCAUUUAUACGGCCGGUCAAGUAACAUUAGAAAAAUGGCACUUCUUUCAGCACGUUUGGCUGCUUCCGUAGCGAGGCGAUUGCCUAGCGCAUCGUCUCAGCUUGCAAAUCUUGCAUUCCCAGCAGCAACAGUAGCUGCCCGUAAAUUCAAUGUAUCAUGCAGUCACCGUGCCGCAGAAUUGUCCAGCGUUUUGGAAGAACGUGUCUUAGGUGCCAUAUCAAAAGUUGAUUUAGAUGAAACUGGCCGAGUAUUAAGUAUUGGAGAUGGUAUCGCUCGUGUAUACGGUCUUAAAAAUAUUCAAGCUGAUGAGAUGGUGGAAUUUUCAUCCGGUCUUAAAGGUAUGGCCUUGAAUUUGGAACCUGACAACGUUGGUGUUGUAGUAUUUGGUAACGAUAAAUUGAUCAAAGAAGGUGAUAUCGUGAAACGUACUGGUGCUAUUGUCGAUGUACCAAUUGGCGCAGAAUUAUUAGGACGUGUCGUCGAUGCUUUAGGUAAUCCAAUUGAUGCUAAAGGACCAAUUAAAACUAAAGCUCGUGCCCGUGUUGGUACAAAAGCACCUGGUAUUAUUCCACGUGUAUCUGUACGAGAACCUAUGCAAACUGGUAUUAAAGCCGUCGAUUCCUUGGUACCAAUUGGUCGUGGUCAACGUGAAUUGAUCAUUGGUGACAGACAGACUGGUAAAACUGCCUUAGCUAUUGAUACCAUCAUCAAUCAAAAACGUUUCAAUGAUGGCGAUGAUGAAAAGAAGAAAUUGUACUGUAUCUACGUUGCCAUUGGUCAAAAACGAUCCACUGUCGCUCAAAUUGUAAAACGAUUAACAGACUCUGGUGCAAUUAACUACACAAUUAUUGUAUCAGCUACCGCUUCAGAUGCUGCUCCCUUACAAUACCUCGCUCCAUACUCUGGAUGUGCCAUGGGAGAAUUUUUCCGUGACAAUGGAAAACAUGCUUUAAUCAUCUACGACGAUUUAUCGAAACAAGCUGUUGCUUACCGUCAAAUGUCAUUGUUAUUGCGUCGUCCACCAGGUCGUGAAGCCUACCCCGGUGAUGUAUUCUACCUUCACUCACGUCUUCUUGAACGUGCUGCUAAGAUGAGCGAAGCUAAUGGUGGUGGUUCAUUGACUGCUUUGCCAGUAAUUGAAACACAAGCUGGUGAUGUAUCUGCCUACAUUCCAACCAAUGUCAUCUCCAUUACCGAUGGACAAAUCUUCUUGGAAACUGAAUUGUUCUACAAAGGUAUCCGACCAGCCAUUAAUGUCGGUUUAUCUGUAUCCCGUGUCGGUUCAGCUGCCCAAACUAAGGCCAUGAAACAAGUAGCUGGUUCCAUGAAAUUGGAAUUGGCCCAAUAUCGUGAAGUCGCCGCUUUCGCUCAAUUCGGUUCCGAUUUAGAUGCUGCCACCCAACAAUUGUUGAACCGUGGUGUUCGAUUGACUGAAUUAUUGAAACAAGGACAAUAUGUACCAAUGGCUAUUGAAGAACAAGUUGCCAUCAUCUACUGUGGUGUACGAGGUUAUCUUGACAAACUUGAACCAUCAAGAAUCACUGCCUUCGAAAAAGCUUUCUCACAACACAUUAAAGCAUCCGCUAGCGAUUUAUUAGCAACAAUUGCAAAAGAAGGAACCAUCUCCGACAGUACUGAUGCAUCAAUGAAGAAACUUGUCACAGAAUUCAUGGCCGGAUUCAAAUAAACAUAAAAAUUUAUUUCAUUUAAAAUAAAUAAUAAGAAAACAAUUUAAUAAAAAAAAGCAAACCAGUUGUACAGUUUUAAUUUCGAAAAUUUCAAUUUAUUUAAGUUUUUAUCUGUUAAUCUGUCUAUGUAGUUUAUAAUGAAACUAAAAAUUCUUAAUUUUUUCUUUUUUUUUAAUUGUAAGAAUGUCUUAAACGAAAACACGAUGUUAUUAAAAAU
Chrysoperla carnea is the source of this 1965-nucleotide messenger RNA. It is a transcript of the gene blw, whose product is annotated as ATP synthase subunit alpha, mitochondrial. The transcript is spliced from 5 exons. Lineage: Eukaryota; Metazoa; Arthropoda; Insecta; Neuroptera; Chrysopidae. Gene Ontology annotation, molecular function: proton-transporting ATP synthase activity, rotational mechanism; ATP binding; ADP binding. Gene Ontology annotation, biological process: proton motive force-driven ATP synthesis; proton transmembrane transport. The coding region runs from base 95 to 1747 and encodes 550 amino acids. The record is from RefSeq and is a predicted model, not a curated record.